AUGGGGACUUCGAAGAGUUCGUUGUACGUCCUACUGGUCCUUGUGGCACUUGCAAGUGCAUUUUGGACCCGUUUCGGAUUUGCUGGGGCGCACACAGGGAAAGCUCCAGUUCCACUUUGCAGAACGAGCCACGCAAACUCCAAGCUGCCGGAUGCUUCGACCGGACGAGGGCAGCUUGCAUGCUUUCCGCUUGACCUGCUGCAAGCUGGUCGCUCCAUGGCUGAGAAUGCUGUCUGCAUGAGACAGGGCGAGCAGUACUCACAUGUAUAUGUCAUUCGAAGCUUCGGGCGAGCGGAUUCCUUCAGGCAGAUGACAUGCGGUAUUUUAGAGAAGUUGCUGCCCUGUCUUGGCUGCUCCUUCUUGGCUCUGGCAGCAGACGAUCCAGAGCUGGAGAAGUAUCGCGAGAAUGCAGGACCAUGGAAAGACCGAAUCCUUAUCGGUGUCAGAGGAGCCGAGCGGCAAGUGGCUUUUGUCGACCAGAUCAUGCCAAAAGGCACGCGGGUCAUGAUGCUGGACGACAAUAUCCUGAAGUUCAUGGAUCGCGGCAAGACUCUUAAAUCUGGGCUGGACGAUCUCGUGGGAUUGGGCUUUCAGCGCAUGAAGCGCGCGGGUGCAUCUAUCUGGUCAGUCAGCGACUCACCCAACCCUGCACACUGGAGUGACGAGGUGGAUGUGGGCAUUGGGCUUGUGUAUGGGGCGGCGUUUGGCAUGGUGGCAAGCCACGAGGAGUCUCGGUACUCGCAGUUCGGGCAGGUGCUGGAUGAUGUGGAGCGGUCCUGCCGAUUCUAUGAGCAAGACGGCGUGACGGUGCGGUUGGGCCGACUUCAGGUGUACAAGAGGCAUGCCCCCGGCAUCUUCCAUGCAGACAAGGGUGGCAUCUCUGCCGGUCUCUCUGCGGAGGCCUUUGCAGCCGAAGCGGCGCAGGCAAGGUCGGCUUUACUCCAGCGCUUCCCCCAGCUGCCGCUUGGACGUCAAAGUGCACUGGCCCGUUCAUCGCCUCUACUCCAGCACAACAGGCUCGAAGUGACCACCACGAAGCUUGGCCUUCGAUUUCGGCAUGGAAACAGAAGCAGGGCUUCCUCCUUUAUUCUGUGA
This is a messenger RNA of Symbiodinium natans, 1095 nucleotides long. Lineage: Eukaryota; Dinophyceae; Suessiales; Symbiodiniaceae. The record is from the annotation of a GenBank genome assembly.